CGCACAACCCGGCUAGAGUCGCUUCCAUAUGUGCCACCGCCACAGUUGAGUGCCAAUAAAGUUCGAAACAUCGUCGCGUGCAGACGUGUGUCUACGCGAAGUCAACUCGCAGAGAUAUAUAAAUAAAAGUGAAUAGAAAAGCCAGGCGAAUGCGCGAAAUUUCAAUUUAAAAACGAAAGUGAAUUGCGACGAAAGUGGUUAGGAAAAUAAAAUAGAAAAAAAAAAAAAAACGGGAAGAUAAGGAAGAGAUCGAAAGUUUUUUUGCAUAGGCACUAAUACUUAUUUAUGUGAGAAAUUUCGCUUUAAAGUGCGAAUUAAAAUGCAUUGGAGUUGGAUACAUUUCUUUGUCCUCACGAUAGGAGUACUACAUAACAUUUAUUUAGGUUAUGGCUGGAAACCUAUAGUGGGUGGUUCAAUUACCACCUCCUUCAAUCUGCAGCAAUCCCAUCCCGGUUCAGCGACAAGCGCAAAACAAUUAACUCUUGGCAGUAGCUCGGCUGAGAGUUCUGAGUAUUCGACGUCGCCCUUACUUCCUCAGAAGUCCGCGAGCAAGGUGCUAAGUGGUGUUAGUGAUGCCAUCGCUAUAUCAGCACCUUUGACAGCACUGCCAGGAUCACAUACUGGAUUGAAGUUUGAAACCGACGAAUUUGAAUAUGAACGCGAUUUAUUCGGUGGUGCUGAUUUUGGAGAGGAUCACUGCGCUGUAAAAAAGUUCGCCUUUAAUCACGAUGGUACCGUUGCAUACGAAAAUGAUUUGCCCGACUUGAGUCAAUUCACGAUUUGUUUCUGGUCACGAUAUACAAAUCAUAGUGGCGAUCACGUAUUACUAACCUAUUCGGUUAAGGAUGAACCGCGCGAGUUUCAGUUUUGGGUUUCGAACUCACAGAAUUCCAGUUUUAUUUCAAUGGCCAUAAAAGGUCAACAAAUAUAUAGGCUCAAUUAUCCGUUACGUGUGCGUCAAUGGCAUCAUCAGUGUUCGUCUUGGAACGGGAAAACAGGUGAAUGGCAGGUUUGGGUGAAGUCGGAGCGUAUUGGACGUGGUUUUAACAACGCGUUGGUUAGCCAUACCAUUCCCGCUAAAGGCAAACUCUUUUCGGGCGGGCCAUCGCCAACGGGUAUUCUAUCUCAGGGCCUACAUUUUGAGAUCACUUUGGUACAGAUAUAUCAUAUUGCGCUGAGCGCGGGUAAGGCACACCGCGAUCACAAGCAUCAUCAUGUUCACCACUUCGAUCAUGAAGGACAGGAGUUGUCAACCACAACAAGAGCCCCCCCUGCUAUAAACCGGCCAUUACCAAUGCACAGCUUGCUUGCAAGUGGACAAAUACCAACUCGAGUGCGUCUGAAUCUAGCACAACCGCCACAACAGCCGCAACAAUUACUCAUGCAGCCGCAACCAACCAUACCAACGCAGACGGUGCCACAGUUACAGAGUGGCGAUAACACUUUAUUCCCACUGUCUGAUCAACAACAAGCCGUCACCAUCAAUACGAACUUUGUGAACGGCCAAAUCAAUACCGGCUCGCGGUUGGUGUCGCAACAGUUACUGGGACAUAUCGGACAGCCAAAUGCGGCGUUGGCAUUGCGACCAAAGACUGUGCAAACUAGCUCAACGACACGCGAAUUCAGUACGCUAAAUAAUCCAGCCAAUGUGCAGUUUAUAGAUGAAACCGAGACACGAAUUAUUUUCAAGCGCCAUGCAAAAACCAACAACACCAAUACGUUAUUUGGUCAGAAAGUGGUUCGUAAACGAGCCGCGAAUCCAAGGCGGAGACAAGCGUUGGAUCAAACAAGUAAAAAUUUACAAAAACGGGGUUUGGUAUUGCUUGAGGACGGAAGCGUUGUGGAUGACCCGUUAUUCGGUAAUAGUUUCAAGUAUGAUGGUUUGGCAGAUUUUGGUGGGCAACAGUUCAAACAGGACUUAACACAGAAAAUGAACAUCGAAGAUGAGAUUCAGGAACACGAUCGCGAGCCAGCUGAGGAAGAAGUGAAGGCAGUAAUGGCGUUGUGUAGUGCCUGUGACACGGAACCAUUCCAAGGUGCUAUCGUAUUUGCAUGGAAAAAUGUCAAGGAGCAAAUGGAUAACACACUGAAAGGAUUAAGUGUGGGUGGAUGUGGUAAUUUCUGAUUACCAUGGCUUGGGCAGAAGAGACCGCACUAGUCAGCAGGUUUAUGAGUGCUUGGGGAGAUUGCAGCUGUUUCGUAGGUUGACGCAUUUUAAUACGCAUUUAAUUGCGGGCUUCGACUGAUUGCGCAGGCGGCGUUAUCGGUAGUGCUUGCAUUAACUAGUUUAAUUUGUAGAUAAUAUUCUUUUGUAUUGUAUUUUAUGUACAUAUGUAUGUUAUAUACUUAUGCCUAUUUAAAAUUAUUUUAUUAUAUUUUAUGCUAAUAAAAAUCUCACCUUUGAUUUAUGAA
Bactrocera neohumeralis is the source of this 2412-nucleotide messenger RNA. RefSeq lists its product as uncharacterized. The transcript has 6 exons. The coding region runs from base 320 to 2125 and encodes 601 amino acids. The record is from RefSeq and is a predicted model, not a curated record. Lineage: Eukaryota; Metazoa; Arthropoda; Insecta; Diptera; Tephritidae.